Molecule: messenger RNA, 5796 nt
Organism: Epinephelus fuscoguttatus (brown-marbled grouper)
Lineage: Eukaryota; Metazoa; Chordata; Actinopteri; Perciformes; Serranidae
Gene: slc7a8a
Product: solute carrier family 7 member 8a
Exons: 11
Coding region: 663-2240 (525 amino acids)
Biological process (GO): neutral amino acid transport; amino acid transmembrane transport
Cellular component (GO): membrane
Molecular function (GO): L-amino acid transmembrane transporter activity; neutral L-amino acid transmembrane transporter activity
Source: RefSeq, a predicted model, not a curated record
GAGACCAUGUAUAUUUACUCAACUACAACCUCUCCUAUCCAAACCAAACACACAGCUCGGGUGUUUACGGCGCAGACCUGAACGACUUUCCUCUGGAGCAGCUUGUGGUUGCGCGCAGAGAGGAUGCUUUUGUGUCUUCAGCUCACACCAGGAACAAGGAACCAGUGAGAGCGCUUUGCUGAUUUUGAGAUUGUUUUUGUUGCUGUUCACAUCAGACACAAAGGAGUUAUUUCCUUUUAUGACUUUAUAAGGAUUGCCACUGGAAUAUGCGCUUUUUGCUCGAUCACCGGACUUGAUUGUGACCUGUAGCACCACCUGUGACACCGGCAGGCACCAGCACAAGAGGCGUUUUGCUUGGUUAAAUCUUGAAGAAAUUACAGCUGCAGCUGCGGUGAGGAUUUUGCAGCGGGACACUGACAUAUAGCACAAGAUUUCCAACAGCCUGCACUUAUUGUUUCUGCUUUUUAUUAACUGUAUUUGCUCAGGGUAAUAAGCCUCACUGUCACAGGUUGCUGACAGCGCAACAACUUUCCUCAUCAGAUAAGUGCGGCACGUUUUACGCACACAGGAGACGCUUGAGCUCGAGGUGAGGCGAGCGCACGGGGCUGUGAGGUGGGAAAGAAGACAUAAACCAAAAGAAGCAGGUAGUCCAGACAUCCACAAUGACAGACGGUGCAAGACAACGGAGCAGCACGUCGGGCUCUGCCAAGGAUGCUGUCGGUGAGAAGGAGUCAGGAGGCGGAGUGGCGCUCAAGAAGGAAAUUGGGCUUGUGAGCGCCUGCGGUAUCAUAGUUGGUAACAUUAUCGGCUCAGGUAUCUUUGUCAGUCCCAAGGGAGUGUUGGAGAACGCCAGCUCUGUGGGCGUGGCCCUGAUCGUCUGGAUCAUCACGGGCGUCAUCACAGCCAUCGGGGCGUUGUGCUACGCCGAGCUGGGCGUCACCAUCCCCAAGUCGGGGGGAGACUACUCCUACGUCAAAGACAUCUUCGGAGGGCUGGCUGGGUUCCUGCGUCUGUGGAUCGCCGUGCUGGUCAUCUACCCGACCAACCAGGCCGUGAUCGCGCUGACGUUUUCCAACUACGUGCUGCAGCCUCUCUUCCCCACCUGCUUCCCGCCGGAGAAUGGCCUUCGUCUGCUGGCUGCUGUCUGCCUCUUGCUGCUGACAUGGGUGAACUGCUCCAGUGUGAGGUGGGCCACCAGGGUGCAGGACAUCUUCACUGCCGGCAAGCUCCUGGCCCUCGCCCUCAUCAUCAUCAUGGGCAUUGUGCAGAUCUGCAAGGGACAGUACUACUGGUUGGAGCCGGCCAAUGCCUUCGAGCCCUUCCAGGACUAUGAUGUGGGUUUGAUAGCCUUAGCCUUCCUACAAGGCUCCUUCGCCUACGGAGGGUGGAACUUCCUCAACUACGUCACGGAGGAGCUGGUGGACCCCUAUGUGAACCUUCCCCGUGCUAUCUUCAUCUCCAUCCCCCUCGUGACCUUCGUUUACGUCUUUGCCAACAUUGCCUACGUCACAGCCAUGAGUCCCCAGGAGCUGCUCGCCUCAAACGCCGUUGCCGUGACGUUUGGUGAGAAGCUGCUGGGAGUCAUGUCCUGGAUCAUGCCCAUCUCUGUGGCUCUCUCCACCUUCGGGGGAGUCAACGGUUCCCUCUUCACCUCUUCGCGACUGUUCUUUGCUGGAGCCAGAGAGGGCCACCUCCCCAGUCUGCUGGCUAUGAUUCAUGUGAAACGCUGCACUCCCAUCCCUGCUCUGCUCUUCACUUGCCUGUCUACCCUGCUUAUGCUGUGCACCAGUGAUAUGUACACCCUCAUCAACUAUGUGGGCUUUAUCAACUACCUCUUCUACGGAGUCACUGUCGCUGGGCAGAUUGUCCUGCGUAUUAAACAGCCUGACAUUCACCGACCAAUCAAGAUCAGCCUAAUCUGGCCAGUCAUUUACCUCAUCUUCUGGGCCUUCUUGCUCAUCUUCUCCCUUUACUCCGAGCCUGUGGUGUGUGGCAUCGGCCUGGCCAUCAUGUUGACCGGCGUCCCCGUCUAUUUCCUGGGAGUCUACUGGGACAAUAAGCCACAGUGCUUUGAUGCCUUUGUUGAUAAAAUGACAUACCUGGGCCAGAAGUUCUGCGUGGUGGUUUAUCCAGCCACAGGAUCUAGUGACGGGAACGGAGAUGAAGGAGAGGAAAUGAAGGAGGCCAGGUCUCCGCUGUCCAAGGAGGACAGUGACAACCACAAGUCAGCGGACUGCUAAAGUCUUACUCUACCACCUGCCCCAAAAUAAACAGACAUAUGCAGACGCACACGUGGGUGCACACAAACACACGUGCAUACACCACAGUCUGUAGUGGAUUUACUGAUCAACACAUGGGCCCCCCCCCCCCCCCAACUUUGUCUUUCAUAUUUUUAUUUGGUUUUAUAUCAAUCAAUAAUUUAAGUGCCAAAUAUAGCGUGAGGUAUUUAGAGUAAUAUGACCCCAAACUUUUCAGUCUGGGGUCCUUCACAAGUGCAAUAAAGAAAGGCUAGCACCUUCCAACUCCUCCAUGAAUGCUUAAACAAAAACAUUUACCACUAAUUGUCCUGCUUCUCUUCUGACACACACUCCCUGCACACUCCUACUGUAAGAGCGUUAUCUUUUUUUAAAAUUUUUAUCAAAAGACUCUUAUUGUACUGUGAUGGCUACGCAAACUUUUUCUUUGUUUUGUUUUUCUUGACAUUGUAAAUGUUGCUUUCAACACACCAAAGCUGUAUUUUUGAUCGUCAAAGCAGAAAAUCAGAUUCAGAUCAAGUCAUUUCAAGUUGUGAAGUACACUAAGUACUGUGUUUUGUUUUUAAAGGUGACUGUGAUUCCGAAAUAUUUUAUCUUUUGUAAUUGUGAUAAUUGUUUAUAUCAUUUGACUUUGUUGUUAUGCUAGUUUUAAUAUGUUAAUUUUAGAUUUGUUGAUAUUUUUUUUCUAUUCAACGUCAUAUACAUCUGGGCCUAUUUUUUUACUCUUGUGGAGGCGUACACCUGAAAGCUGAUGUGUGAGUUGUAGUUUGUAUCGGUAAAUGGUGCACAGUUCUUGUUAAUUGCCUUAAUUAGAAUAUAGUCUGUACUGUGUCACUACAGCUUUGUUUUGACAGUAAAUCCUCGUACUUCGGGAUAGUUUAACAUUUUAUGGAAGUAAUAAAAAAACAACAAAAAAAAGUGUAUACUAGUAUGGACACUACACUGAUAAUUAACCCGUUAAAACUGCAAGUCCAGCACGGACACAUGAAAGAACAUCAUAGGCAAGACAUGAUAGUGUUCACCACCACAUUUGCAUUGUUUGUGUGCAAAUCCCUACACCGACACAUGUGAAUGCCUGUGUGAUUUUUUAUUUUUUAAAGAGGCAUUGAUUGUCUUACAUGUUUUACGAAAAAAGUAUUUUUGUAGCUUGCCAUCUAGCUGUUUAAAUGUUUUUGUUCUUUAUUUAGGUUAUUGCCGAGCCCCUAAAGUCCUGAAAGGUGACAUUUUUUACAAGUUAACUAAUUUGUGGGAACAAGUUAUUAAACUUGUGGUAAAGAGUUCAUUAUUUGGUGAGCAUAUAUACCUUGGGGGAACAAGUUAAUUAUCUUGUGGGAACAAGUUAAUUAAUUUGUGGGAAUGAGUUAAUUAUCUUGUGGGAACAAGAUCAUUAACUUCUUUUUAGAACUUGUGGAAACAAGUUAAUUAUCUUAUGGGAACAAGUUAAUUAUCUUGUGGGAACUAGUUAUUAGCUUGUACUCACAAGAUAUCAUUCUUGUGAGAAAAAGUUAAUUAAUUUGAGGGAAUGAGUUAAUUAUCUUGUGCGCACAAGUUAUUAAACAUGUGGGAACAAGUUAAUUAUCUUGUGGGAACAGGUUAAUAAUUUUGUGGGAACAAAAUCAUUAACUUGUGGGCACAAGCCUUUAACUUGUGGAAACAAGUUAAUUAUCUUGUGGGAACUAGUAAUUGUCUUGUACUCACAAGAUACUAAUCUUGUGGGAAAAAAUUAAUUAUGUGAUGAGCAUAAGUUAUUUACCCUUGAGGGAAAAAAUGAAUUAUCUUCUGGGAACAAGUUAAUUAAUUUGUGGGAACGAGUUAAUUAUCUUGUGGGCACGUUAUUAAUCUUGUGGGAACAAGUUAAUUACUUGGUGAGCAUAAGUUAUUUACCUUGGGGAAAAAAGUUAAUUAUCUUGUGGAAACGAGAUAACUAACUUGUAGGCACAAGUUAUUUGUCUUCUGGGAACAAGUUAUUUAUCACUGGGGACAACCAAAUUACCUUGUGGGCACAAGUUAAUUAUCUUGUGGGAACAAGUAAAGAUUAUUUACUUGUUCCCACAAGACAAAUAACUUGUGCCUACAAGGUAAUUAGGUUGUCUCCGAUGAUAAAUAACUUAUGUGCACAAGAUAACUUCUUCUCACAAGAUUAUUACUUGUUCCCACAAGACAGGCUUUAUUACCUUCUAUGUACAAGACGGGACAUUUAGGGGCUCCGUAAGUUGUAGAAAUUAGAGCUUUACAUUAAAAAAAAAAAAAAAAAAAUCAGCUAUUUUUUUGAUUCAUAAAACUCAGUAGAAGAAUUUUUUAGUGCAAUAUUAGUAUAGACACCAGCAAAAAAACUGAACCCUGAAUGAAUUCAUUCUGUGUCGUCUGGUUAUAGUUAUGUAUCUAUGCUAUAUAUUAAAGUAACAGUACACCUGCAAACAUUAACACACAUUAUGUACUCUUGUCUUUAUAUAAUCUAUCGCUGUCUCAGGGCAUCCCCACUGCCUUCUGCACAUACACUGCCUGAAACCUUCAAACCUUGAAAAUUCAACCCAUUUAACUGGUUGCCUCUUUGAAAUCCAGUCUGUUAGUGCUGAAUGUACUGGUGCUUAUAGAUAUUUAUUUCCUCAGGAGUCUCAAUCUUAUAAGUGAUCCCAAAAAAACAGAGGACAUGUGAAUCGUUAUAUCAAGACAGUAUCAUUUAAGUUCGGCCAGUAUUGUGCGGGUUUCUUGUGUUAAGGGUAACAGGGUGUCUGUGAUGUCUUUACAAGUACAAUGAUUGUGUUUUGUGCCUGUAUGGUUAUUGUGUAUUUACAGCAUACACAGAUGUCAUGGCAGUCUGUCUAUUGUCUUUUAGUAAAUAAAAACCACUGACUAAGGUUUGAAUUUGUAAUUCAGGGCCUCAUUUAUAUAUGUAAGAAAAUGCUCCCUGUUUUUAUCUUCACCCUGCUAUGCGAUCAUUUCAAAGUAUGUGAUUAAACUCUUCCUACGUCAAGACACCAUCCUCAGUUUUCUGACAUGAACCUUCACAUUUCCCAGCAAGACCGUAACUGUACAUAAAUGAGGCUUGAAAAAGCUUCCACCUCAGAAGUCAAAUGCUGCAACUUCAUGUGAUAUGACAGUGUAAUCUGUGCAGACUUGGAGCUUCACCUGGUUAACUGUUUAAAAUCGUAAGUGUAACAAUGCUGAUUUUGUUCUGACUCACUUCCCUGCUGCUCAAGGUUCCCUUUCAAGCUGCAACCUCCAACGUCUUGCUUUAAUUCAGACCAAAACGAGCCUUCGAUGUGGGGGAAAUGUGAAGUUUUCUAUGUUGUAACAGUCAUGCAUACUACUAAUCCAAGCAAUACAUCAUCGCACUCCAACACUCUGCCUGAUAAGAAUGUUAUUUCCAAAUCAUUUUGUGUACACAUUGGUCUCUAAUUUGAGUUGCAGUUUGCAGUCUACCUACCAUCCUGAGAGCCAUUUUGAGGUCUCUCAAACUUAAGUCUAUUUUUGUGUUAAACUGUAAAUGUACAUAUCGGUGGUGAGUGUGUGACAAGAAUAAAAAAAUACAUAAGAAUGU